AGCUCAUAUGCAUUCAUUAACCUAGUAAAGGCAACUGUUGGAGUUGGCGUUUUUGCUAUGCCAGUAGCUUUUCAACAGGCCGGAUUUUGGGUUACUGACGAAGGUCAACCACAGCCGUAUACUAUUGAAGGUGGUAAUAAGAAAGAAAAGGAAAUUGAGAAUGAUGAGAGGCGCUUUACUCUGGACUACGGUGGCAUGGCAGAGCAAGCUUUUGCGAGCAAGCAUUCAUCCAAUUUGCGGAUAUUUGCAAAACCAUUCAACACACUCAGCUUUGGCAGAGGCACAAAAUCGCCCUUUGUUGAGCUUCACGAGCUACUAAUGAUCAUAGAAUGGUUGAAACUUUCCAUUGAAAGCUUGCUGACGGACGUUGCACGGCAUGGUGCUUUCCAUUAUCUUCUGUUACCGGCUGAGAGGGAUAUUGAAUAUCAGCCGAUUUUAUGA
Molecule: messenger RNA, 441 nt
Organism: Strongylus vulgaris
Lineage: Eukaryota; Metazoa; Nematoda; Chromadorea; Rhabditida; Strongylidae
Source: the annotation of a GenBank genome assembly